AUGCCGUUCAAGACUGACGGGUUGCUCUUUGAAUCUUUCCUUACAACCACCAUGUAUCACAUGUUGCAACAGAGCAACAACAACAACUCUUCAUCAUCUGCGAAUACCAGCUCACAACAACCUCCUCCCAUCACACUAGGACAAUUAGACAAGCUAUCUUUCUCCAUUCCCGACCUUAUAUUAGCUUCCCUGCUUGCAUGUACUCUCCUACUAGUGACCAUCUUUAUCAUCCUCUUCAACACGUGUUGGCAAAAGAAAGCUUUACGAUCAUCCAAAGGACACCAUCACUCCGAGAAUGCCAUGAAACGAAAUCAACGAAUCAUGAUUGGUCUGAUCCUUCUCCUCGUUCUCGUUCAAGCACUCGGAAUGACUUGUCGAUGUAUUUACACUUCCAUCAACAUGUCCAUUGUUUCUCUUGCACGACAAUUUGUUUCCACUCAUUACCCUACCAACAGUACACUCUAUAUGGAAACCUUUCUCUAUGAGAAUAGCUCUCUCAUCAUUACGGAUGCCAAUAUUCCAUACUCUCAUCUCGUGGGAAUGAAUGUGGCCAAUACUCUCGAGUUGUUGUUUACCUUAUCGAAUUUGAGUGUUCUCAUGUCCAUCAUGUGCUUUAUUGGUAAUGUGUUCAUUCGGACCGUGAAAUUAGCCAAUGCUCAAGAAUCAUUCCUAGGUGCUGGCUACAAGACUGCAACAUUCAUCUUUAAUGUUUCAACAGUUAUAUUUUCCUUAACAGUGUUGGCAGUGGUAUGGACAGUUGCCAUCAUGUCCUCCUUCAUCCGAUUGAAAUUAGUUCAGGAUAUUCAAAUUUACUUGUACGUCAUUGGAUUUCUGAUCUUUCUCUUCCAAAUAUUACUCCAAUUAGCUGCAACCAUUGCCAUUUCCUUCAAAGUUUUACAAGUUAUCAACUCGAAUCGUUCCAAACACAUCAAAAACAACUCUCAAAUGAAACGUGCCUUCAUUAAGGUCGUGAUUUUACAAGUGACUCUCACGCUGAGUGCCUUGCUUCAAAUUAUUGCUGUGGCUUUUGGUGCUGUCAUUUCCGAAUGGAAAUAUUUUAGUUUGUUUUAUUUGGUAUUGAAUAAUUUGGGAAUUUUAAUAUUUGCAGUGGUGGCAUUGGCCUUGUAUCAUCCCAUCUUUCAUUUUGGAAAUACCAAAGAGCAACCAAUUCCCACCUCGGACUAUCCGUAUCAUGAAAGUAUUUAUAGUACGAGAAAACGAAAUUCAAGUGCAUUGCCGAAUUCGACUGUUUCUUCGACAACGAGUACAAAUGCUGCAACCGUGAAUUCUCCAUGUUUGAAUGGAGCAAUGGAAACAACAGACUCCAACUCGCAUAGUUUGAAUGCUCCUUCUUCAACUUUACAAGAGCAACAACAAUUUGAAACACCUCCUUUCGAAAAUGGGACGCCAUGCCGUCCUGUCAUCAAAAGUGAAGACGCUCAUGUAUGA
This is a messenger RNA of Naegleria lovaniensis, 1449 nucleotides long. RefSeq lists its product as uncharacterized. The transcript is spliced from 2 exons. The record is from RefSeq and is a predicted model, not a curated record. The coding region runs from base 1 to 1449 and encodes 482 amino acids. NCBI's taxonomy places the organism in Eukaryota, Heterolobosea, Eutetramitea, Acrasida, Naegleriidae.